AUGGAGAGAUCUCCGUUGGGACAGCUGGGCAAGCUGCCCUACGAAAUCCGACUGGAGAUCUACGAGAAACUUUUUGCAAAGAAGACACCCCUGACGAUUCUUCGCUGCUCACGAGCAAUCCACGGAGAAAUAACCAAACGCCUCUAUGACACACUCAACAUACAUCUAACUCCGGUGUUCAACGACCCCUGGAUCGAGGUUCGCUGCAAACGAUUGCGAUUGCGAUGGACCAUACCCAACCAUUCCUGGAUUGCCCAGGCUCGAUUCUCAUGGAUACCAUACCACAAGGUGAAUCUGGUGAUUCAUAUCUACGCACCCGACCCACGCAACCCUGGCCAAAUAGCUCUGCUCUGGCAAAAGGUUCAAUACUUGGUGUAUAUUCUUCAGAACCGUGCUGUUGCUUCCAUAGUUAUUCGAUUGCGAGAGCAUCAAGGUCGCGACUGGCAAGAGGAAGGUCACGUGGUGGAGAGCAUCCCUUAUCCAAACAAAUGUCGUCCUGAUCAUCACAUUGUUUUCCUGCCCUUCUGUCGCUUAAUCAGUGUUGGUUCCUUCCGGGUGCUUCCAGAUACUCGGCGCAUGGACCGUGUCACUGACUGGGGUCUCAUAAACUACGGUCGGGACUUCAUCCUGAACAAUGGUUACCGGAACUAUAACGAUGGUCCUCUCAGCCAGGACCGGCAGUACCGGGAUAUUGUCCGAGACUUUGAUAAUAUUGACGGCCUGAUUCGAGAUACCGACUUUUUCCUAGAAACACGCCUGGACACUAUGCGUGGUAAUACCGCAGCAAUGCUUCGCCUUGAUCGAGUCGCCCACUGGCCUCUGGCAAUAACCGUCGACUCGUCAUCCAGGCUCGAAAGCUCAGUAAACCUUCACGAUCCCGGUCUGAGCAGUCAUAGCCUCCGUAUGUGCGCGUUCUAUAACAUGGAUUCAUGGGAAGAAUGGCUUUCAUGGUUCCCUGAAGGUCUCGAUCCCCAUGGUCAGGACAGUAUCGAUACUCAGACCCAAAUGAUCAUGGACAAUCCCGAAAGGAAUGACAUCUGGGAUUCCGAAAGGGCAGAUCGGGAGUACGAAACCAAUAUUGAGAACUAUUUGGAGCGAAAUUGGAAUGGUUCUCCUGCAUGGCGUUACCCCAGCUUUGAAAAGGACUGGUGUACCGAUUGCCGACGGAUAGGAUAUCGGACUGGGUGUGACCAAGACUGCGAGCUGAUGGAUGGUCCUUACUAUGGAAAGUAUUGGGAUAUUGACAAAGUUUUUGCUGCUGAUUUUACGGAUUCUGAUAUUUACCAAUGGGAUGGUCUCGAUUGUAGCUUUGAGGGAAGCUGCAGACAAGCUAGCAUUGAUCUCGACUAUGGUGUACAACCAAACUACAGCCAAGAUAAUUCACAAAUUGACGCCAAACUUAUACUUCGUUUUAAUCUCCUCUCCACCGAUAUGCCGGCAUCACCGCAGAUGUCGGCCGACGAGGGCUCGCUCACCGGAGCGGCCCAGGGUAUGUUGCCCCCCUCCUCUGAUAACGGCGCGCUUGGUGGCCACCUUCCGUCAAGCUUCAAUCCUUGGUGGGGUCCAGAGUGGUUGACUUGGCUCCUCGUUGAGGAACCCAACGACAUUGCUGUGGACCCAGUCGAGCGAUGGAAGCGGCUGUUAUUCCUCCUCGAGUAUGGUGACUACGCGGCUCGGGUUUGGAACUUCCUGUUGAGGGCGUCCCGAGCGCUGCGGUUUCCCAUCCACAAGUCAGUCAUCCGCCUGAUCGAUGAGAUACGUGACGCAUCUCUCGAUCAGGGCCUGGAUAUCGACCUUGAGAUGGCGAAACUGGCAAUUCUGGUCUAUAGCAAGCGGAACCUCACUUGUCACGCUAGGAUAGGGGAGAUAUCGAACUCUGCCCCGUUGAGGAGAGAAAUCGAGAGGGCCAAAUCCCGACUCCGCGAGGUCCUGCCAAGUGAACAGUUCCGCAACUAUAGUGCCUGGCAACGGAUUCUGGCCUUCUAUGGAAGUACCCAAGACUACCCACAUUUCAGAGACGGCGCUGUCUCUGACACGGUCUUGCCCGAGCCCGACCGCAGACACCAGCCCGACAACGCAAAGCGCCUUGCGUUCGAGAAGAGAGUAUUCGAUGAUCGCCUUGACGCGACUUUCCAGACAAUCAACGAGCGGAUCCCGGUCACCUUUCGUCCUGUUCCCGGUCAAACGCGGACGAAGCAUAGCGUGUCGGAUCCGCUCCCUUACGCUCCUCGGAAAAGGCGUGCCAUUGGAUCGCCGGACUCCGAGGAACGUACCGAUGGAAAGCCUGCCGCCUUGCCAUUCCCCACCGUGGCCUUUGGAAACGUGGAGGAUGCCUGUAUAUAUCAAGAGAUAUACAGGGAUCUCGAAUACGUCUUUGGCAAAGACCGGACAUCGGGCCGGAGGGCACUCGAGGAGGCACGGAAGGUGGUCCGCCAAGCGCGGGCUAACGUUGAUAGGUCGAAGAGGAGGGCGGGGGGUCUUCCGGGCUGA
Aspergillus neoniger CBS 115656 is the source of this 2490-nucleotide messenger RNA. RefSeq lists its product as uncharacterized. The record is from RefSeq and is a predicted model, not a curated record. NCBI's taxonomy places the organism in Eukaryota, Fungi, Ascomycota, Eurotiomycetes, Eurotiales, Aspergillaceae. Bases 1 to 2490 code for a protein of 829 amino acids. The transcript is spliced from 7 exons.